Theileria annulata is the source of this 1146-nucleotide messenger RNA. RefSeq lists its product as uncharacterized. The transcript has 4 exons. NCBI's taxonomy places the organism in Eukaryota, Apicomplexa, Aconoidasida, Piroplasmida, Theileriidae. The record is from RefSeq and is a predicted model, not a curated record. Bases 1 to 1146 code for a protein of 381 amino acids. Gene Ontology annotation, biological process: peptidyl-L-cysteine S-palmitoylation; protein targeting to membrane. Gene Ontology annotation, cellular component: endoplasmic reticulum; Golgi apparatus. Gene Ontology annotation, molecular function: protein-cysteine S-palmitoyltransferase activity.
AUGGAUGAUCAAAAUGAUAAAAUAAUAAUUGACGAAGAUUUCGAGGAUACAGAAAAAAAUGACCUGGAUUCAUACAGAAUUCCCACAAGAAGAACAGAAAAAGAUAACGAAAAUGAGCCUUUAUUGCAUAAAAAACGGACAAAUUCUAGCUCAAAAACUUGUUUCAGGUCAAUGGGUUCUGCGGAUGGGAAUAAUGGAAGUAGAUCAGUUUUCAACUAUUUACCUGUGAUUUUUGCGUUAUUUGUGUUUUCAGUGAUUUACGGUUCAUUUUUUGUAUAUAAUUUGAAACCUGCAAUAAAUCAGGAUCUGGCUCAUUAUGGUGUGCUGAGUGAUAGAAUUAUUUGUCACACACUUUUCAUACAUCUUUUCCUAUUCCUCCAACUAGUAAGCUAUGUAUUAUGUAUGUAUAAAAACCCCGGGAAUAUCCCGGACACGUUGGAAUGGAACCUAAAUAACAAGGACGUCAACACUACUUCCGUUGUGUAUGAAACCAAAAGAUCGGGAGCUAGGAGGUUUUGUAAGUGGUGUUCAAAAUUCAAGCCUGACAGAACUCAUCACUGCAAAAAUUGCGGAACAUGUGUUCUUAAGAUGGACCAUCAUUGUCCAUGGGCCAACAACUGUAUAGGAUGGAGGAACUACAAAUAUUUUUAUUUGACAACUUUAUAUUCUGACGUUAUUUCAAUAUAUAUCGCAAUUCUCCUCUUUCCUACGGUCAGACAAUUCUUGAAUAACCCUCUGACUUCCUUUGGAGAUUUGGUUGUGAUAAUAGUCGCUGAGGUGUUGGGCGUCGUCCUCGGUCUUGUUUUGACUUGUUUCCUUCUUUUCCACACCUGGCUCAUUUGCGAGAAUUUCACAACUAUAGAAUUUUGUGAGAAGUAUUCGGGUUCAAAACACAAUAUGGACGAGUCGAUUUGGUCAUUAGGACUAUAUAAUAAUCUCAAGUCGGUUCUGGGCAACAACCCCUUGUUGUGGCUAAUUCCUUACGACAAUCGGAAAGAGAAAGGAAUCGAGUUUAAAAGGGGAGAGAGGAGUCUAGAAUCCCUAGACGACAUCGACCAGCCGAUAAUGGAGGUGAAUUCUGAAUUCUUGAGGAUGACCAAGGAUACUAAGCAAUUUGACCCUGAGAUUGGAGAAGAUAGUCCAUAG